AUGUCCGAGUAUGCACAGGAAGUGAAGCAGGUGGAGGAGCUGGUGGCUCGUGCGACGGAUGAAGCGCUUGUAGAGCCAGAAUGGGCACUUAACAUGGAAAUAUGUGACUGUGCUAAUGCACAUCUCACCGUGUGCGACGACAUUGUGCGUUUGUUGCAGUGUCGUCUGCAAAGUGGUGAGCCGAAGGUGACGUUGCUGACGCUGAUUUUGACGGAAACGGUCGUAAAGAACGGACCACGUGCACUUCACAGCCAAGUGGGCUCUACAUUCUUUUUGAAAGAAGUGGCGGCAUUGUCCGAUGGAAGUUUGGGCAUUGACGUGCAGAAUCAAGCGCUACUAUUGAUCCGCCAGUGGGCCGAUGCCUUUAAAGGCAGUGAACUACAAGCUUUUGAAGAUAUAUAUAGGCAACUAAAAAUGCAGGGUGUGAGAUUUCCAGAGGUGGAGAAUGACGUUCCUAUUUUUACGCCCCCGUCGUCCACAGCGUCGGCUUUUGCUGCUACUGGACAGGACGAGAGUUACCCAGCUGUUGUUUCUGAGAGAUGCACGAGAAAGAAACAGUUGGAGAAGCUUCAAGAUGACUUGAAGCUAGUGCAGCAAAAGAUCAAGCUAAUGAGGGACAUGCACACUUGUGGACAAACUGGCGAGCAGUUGGAAGAUGUCCUGGAUUUCUUACGGCAAUGUCAGCCAAGAAUGAACACGCUAAUUGAAGGAGGAGUUAUGGGCAAGAUCGACGAACAUACGCUGGAACAGUGUCUUAACGUGAAUGAUAAUUUAAUGAAGACUCUGGAGGAGUGCAGCAAAACCAAGAGUAAGGACCUGAUGACCUUCGAUUCGCCACCAAGUGCUAGCCACAUGACGCAAGAGGUAGCUGAGCUGGAUUUGAAUGAAGGAGGUAGAGCGUUGGAUUCAGUCGCUGCAGCUCCACGAUCAGUGCUUUUGUCUCCUGCACGCUCGGCUCCCAUCGAUAUGGAUGAUGGUGUGGUGUAG
This is a messenger RNA of Peronospora farinosa, 987 nucleotides long. The record is from the annotation of a GenBank genome assembly. Lineage: Eukaryota; Oomycota; Peronosporomycetes; Peronosporales; Peronosporaceae.